GUCGUGGUAAAGAUUUCAAUAUUUUUGUUUUGUGUGUGUUUAUAGUAAUAUUAUUUACAUGGUAUAUUAUUUAGGUAUAGAAAAUAUACGAAAUGAAUUUCAGUCUACUGGGACUAUUUGUAUUCGUAAAUCAAUGUGUUAGUUAUAAAAUAUUGGCUGUGUUUCCGUACAAUGGAAGGAGUCACCACAAUUUAUUUUCGACUUUGGUUGAAGAGUUAGCUUUAAGAGACCAUUCGGUUACAGUUGUGAAUUAUUUUCCAAUGAAAAACAUAUCGAAAUUAAGACAAAUACCACUCGAGUACAAAGUGAGCGGAAGCGAUGUUGUUGAUAUAGACGAUACUCUAAAAAACCUUCCUGGUAUAUUGGUUAAUUUUCAUAAAGCUUUGGACACAGCGAGAGCUUUCAAGAAUUUAGCUAACUCAAAUUGUGAUAAAUUGAUGUCCAACAAAGAAAUACAAGAAAUAAUAUCGUCGAAGACUAAAUUUGAUUUAGUGAUAGUUGAGCAAUUUGUGACGGACUGCGGUCUUGCUGUUGCCUUUAAGUUGAAUGCACCCAUUGUCGGUAUAACUGCUCAUAUUUUGAUGCCGUGGACUUAUUCAAGGUUGGGUGCGCUCAAUCACCCGGCAUACGUUCCGAAUCAUUUCAUUGGUAGCGGAACCAAGCCUGGCUUUUGGGAUAAGAUACAAAGUGCACUAAUUAAUAUCGCUUUCAACAUUUACUUUAAGUAUGUAAUUCAAAAAAGCGACCAAAUGAUAAUCAAUAGUGUUUUUGAAGAUGUACCGGACUUGGAUGAGAUCGGAAAGAAUAUUUCAUUGAUUUUAUUGAAUCAGUAUUUUCCUUUGACUGGAUCUCGGUUAUAUGGAGCGAAUGUUAUUGAAGUUGGUGGUUUACAUAUCAAAGAAAAUACAACUAUAGAUGAUGAGGAAAUUAAAAGCUUCAUUGACAAGGCAGAAAGCGACGUCAUUUACAUUAGUUUUGGAACUGUUGCAUCUAAUUUUCCGGAUAGAAUAAUUAAAGAAAUAAUAAAUUUUAUCACGAAAAGUUCCGUAAAGGUUCUAUGGAAAAUUGACAAUGUUGGUAAUUUGAAUUUGCCGAAGAAUGUUUUAAUAAGAAAAUGGUUUCCGCAGACUGCUGUUUUGUGUCAUCCAAAAGUGAAAGCAUUUAUCACACAUUCUGGAAUGUUAAGUUCAAUUGAAGCUAUGCAUUGUGGGGUGCCAGUCAUAAGCGUUCCGUUGUUCGGAGACCAAUUCGCGAACGCAGCGGCAGCUACUGAAAUUGGCUUGGGAGUUACCAUUGAUGUUUCCACAAUGAAUGAAAGAAAAAUCAAUCAAGCCCUAAAAACUGUGAUGCAAGAUUCGUAAGUUUAUGACUUAUGAAUAUUACUACUAACAUUCAUAUGAACGUAAUUUUUAGU
Molecule: messenger RNA, 1414 nt
Organism: Bombyx mandarina (wild silkworm)
Lineage: Eukaryota; Metazoa; Arthropoda; Insecta; Lepidoptera; Bombycidae
Gene: UGT43B1
Product: UDP-glycosyltransferase UGT43B1
Molecular function (GO): UDP-glycosyltransferase activity
Source: RefSeq, a predicted model, not a curated record